AUGGUUGAUAAAGCCACUGCUCGAAUGGUAGUUGGUAUUCUAGGGAACAUCAUUUCACUAAUCUUGUUCACUUCACCAGUGCCAACUUUUAUCAGAAUAUGGAAGAAAGGGUCGGUGGAACAGUACUCACCAGCACCAUACCUUGCGACUCUGGUGAACUGUGGGCUAUGGACCUUGUACGGACUGCCAUGGGUGCACCCACAUAGCAUCCUGGUGGUAACCAUUAACGGUACGGGGUUCGUCAUCGAGCUACUGUAUCUGCUACUCUUUGUCAUCUACUCUGACAAGAAGAAGAAGCUCAAAGUGCUGCUAAUAAUGCUUGCUGAGUUCAUAUUCCUAGGCGUUCUUGCACUUGUGGUUCUGACCAUAGGUCACACCACCAAGCUCCGGUCGACCAUCGUCGGAAGCCUUUGCAUGUUGGGCAAUGUUAUGAUGUAUGCUUCACCGUUAUCCGUCAUGACGCUGGUGAUUACGACAAAAAGUGUGGAGUACAUGCCCUUUUUUCUCUCCUUGGCUUCCUUUGCUAACGGCAUUUGCUGGACAUCUUAUGCCCUCAUCCGUUUUGACCCCUUUAUUGCUGCACCUAAUGGGUUGGGUACACUGUUUGGGAUGGCCCAGCUGAUACUAUAUGCCACGUACUAUAAAUCAACAAAGCAACAAAUGGCAGCAAGGCAAAGCAAAGUGGAGAUGGGCUUAGUAGACAUGGGCGCAAAUGGAGACUCCGAAAAGAUGAACGGUCAGGUCCAUAACCAUAAAUAAAUGGUCGUAGGCUCAAAAUAAUUGAGAAUCCAUGUGCUUGGCCCAUUCGGACAAUGAGUUUGGACCCAUUAGAUGGCACCGAACUUUUUUGCUUUAAUAAAUGUUUCUUUUUACGUUCAAUCAAUGGAGUGAAAGG
Cornus florida is the source of this 895-nucleotide messenger RNA. RefSeq names its product bidirectional sugar transporter SWEET4. Bases 1 to 759 code for a protein of 252 amino acids. The record is from RefSeq and is a predicted model, not a curated record. Lineage: Eukaryota; Viridiplantae; Streptophyta; Magnoliopsida; Cornales; Cornaceae. Gene Ontology annotation, cellular component: membrane. The transcript has 5 exons. Gene Ontology annotation, molecular function: sugar transmembrane transporter activity. Gene Ontology annotation, biological process: carbohydrate transport.